This is a messenger RNA of Anolis carolinensis (green anole), 2276 nucleotides long. RefSeq names its product renalase, FAD dependent amine oxidase (gene rnls). The transcript has 6 exons. Gene Ontology annotation, cellular component: extracellular region. Gene Ontology annotation, molecular function: oxidoreductase activity, acting on NAD(P)H. Bases 133 to 1056 code for a protein of 307 amino acids. The record is from RefSeq and is a predicted model, not a curated record. Lineage: Eukaryota; Metazoa; Chordata; Lepidosauria; Squamata; Anolidae.
AGGACGGCCCGGCGGCGUGGGGCCUCCCGGUUUGGCAAGUCCCAGGAAGGGAGGGAGGAAGGAAGGAAGGAAGAGAAGGCAAAGCAGCAGAUCCUCUUCCUCCUGCUCCGUGUGGUGUUCCGCUUCGGGGCCAUGGCGCGGGUGCUGAUCGUGGGCGCCGGCUUGACGGGCAGCGUCUGCGCGGCGCUUCUACGGGCGGAGUUCCCCCCGGAGCGCCUCUCGCGGAUCGCGCUCUGGGACAAGGCCAGGGGCGCAGGGGGAAGAAUGGCCACGAGCCGCGGAGAGCGGGAUCCCCGAUGCACCGCCGACCUGGGCGCCCAGUACCUCACUCUUGGCGACCCCAAGCACCGCAGCUUUUAUGAAGAUCUGUUAACCCAUGGAAUACUGAAGCCAUUGACUGCUCUGGUAGAAGGAAUGGUGAUGAAAAAGGGAACCGAGAAUUUUGUUACACCUCAGGGAAUUUCGUCAAUUGUGAAGCACUAUUUAAAGAAGUCAGCAGGUGCAGAUAUCUUCUAUGAUCACCAAGUUACUCAGCUCUACCUCCGGGAUGGGAAAUGGGAAGUCUGCGUUAAUACUGGCUCUUCAGUCCAGUUUGAUGUGGUUAUUCUUACAAUGCCCGUUCCACAAAUUCUUCAGCUUCAGGGAGACAUUGGGAAUUUAAUUAACAAAAGUCAAAGGCAACAACUGGAAUCUGUGAGCUACUCCUCCCGCUAUGCUCUGGGUCUUUUUUAUGAAGCUGGCACACAGAUUGAUGUCCCUUGGGCAGCACAGUACAUCUCCAAUAAUCCCUGCAUACGCUUCAUCUCCAUCGAUAAUAAGAAGCGCAAUAUAGGUUCUGCAUUCACAAAUUCAACUAACCAAGUAACCAUGGCUCAAAAGAAAAUCAGAAAAAAAAUCAAAACGCAAACCUUAAUUUCUCUGGGCACCAAGUACUACACUGAUGUACAUACCCUGCUGUAUGGUUUCCUGCCAUUUCAAAGAUUCUCAGACUCUCUCCAAUACUUAUUUGAGUUGUUUACAAUUUUAUAUGGCCGUUUACUGUGUCACUAUAUAUAAUGAGACUUGACCAUCUACAGAUGCUGGUAUCCAUAGGGGACCUUGGAAGCAAAACCCAGCGGGUACUGGGAACCCAUUGUAUCUCUCCAUUGCUGUCUAUAUGUGUUGUACCAGAAUUAGCUAAGAAACAUAACAAUUGUUUUCAGGACCUCGGGUUUAACAUAGAUCAAGUAAAGGAAAGAGAAGUGCUAGCAAUAAAAGAACAUCAUCCUAAUGCUAAUGUAAUAUUGCUAAAGUAUUUUGACUACAAAUUCUGAAUAAUAAUUUAAAAAGACUCGGUGGAAAUUGGUGAAAAUCAACAUCUGAAACAUUGCCUGAGUCUAGAUGUAACAUGUGACCAAUGGGAGGGGGAGGAGGAAGAACCCAAGCGAGGGCCCUUCUACACAUGCCCUAAAACCCAGAAUAAACCAGGAUGAAAGGGGAGUGGCUAAAUUAUGUUUUGUAAAAAUGCACGCUGAUUCGGGUUAACAGCUUAAAAGCAUGUGUUAAAAAGGUGUGCUUAAAUCCCGAUUCUGUGCAGAAAAAAAUGUGCAUAUUCACAUAACUGUAUAUCCCUGCAGUCAUAGAAAACAUGCAACUUUGUUUAUAUACCCUGACAUGGACUGCUGCAGCAUGUUCAUGUUUUAAAGUCCUGAAACAGCUGAUCGAGGCUGUCAAAAAAUGGAACCAUAGACACACAGGUGGCUAUAGGGAAGCACAAUUGGGAAGCAAUUACAAUGAGGACUCUCUGCAGCCAUUCCUUUCUUCUGAUGUUUAUGAUAUUAAAUGGAGCUUGAAUUUAAAGUUUGGUGAGGAGAGAGGAUAAGAAAUCUGCUUGUAUGUACAUUUAGAAAUCUGUAUGAGCACAUAUAAAGUCCAGCACAUCUCACAGAGAUUUUUUUUAAAGUAAACUUCUGCUGGAUGUCUCCCAUCCAUGUUGAGGAUUUCUAAAAUCUGCUAUGAGGGAAAGUGUCAGUACGGCAGGGGAGCAUUUACUGGGACUGACAGCUCCAUGUUUAGUCCUGCAAUUUUUCCCCCACUUACUUAAUCCACAUUUUGAUGCUGUAUGGAAGCACCCGGAGAGAGGAAGAAAGGAAAUCUGGAAUAUUUCAAGAAAGAGUUUGGUUUCAAAGAGAGGGCCAUACAAGCAAAAUCAGAAUGAAAAGAACUGAAAAGUCUACUGAUGAGUUUACUGUAACUGCUAUGGCAAAUUCUCCUGGAAUAUAUCCUCACAUCUGGAA